AUGAUGAAACCUGUGCAAGUGAAUUUGAAGUUGUUGAAGUGUAUGGUUAGAAGAUGGGUUGGUAAUGCUUUGAGUUUUAGGGUGAGUCAACAAGUAGUUCCUUUUACUACUUUAGAUGUAUAUAUGACAACCGGUUUAGGAAUGGGUGGGCUAAAUGUUCCUGUAGAGGAGUGUGUAGUUGGAUCCCUUGGUCAGAUGUUUGAUCCGAAGACCACAACGAAAAAAGAUUUGAUUGAACGAUUUCGCUUGAUUGUCAACGAUGAAGAAGUAGAUGUUGACGUAGUGUGUAGGUUAUACAUUUUGGUAGUUUUAGUAACUUUUUUGUUGCCUAGGCAAUCUAAGUAUGUCGCAAACAUGCCUUUUGGUGUUUUAGACGAUUUAGAUAGUUUGUGUUUGUAUGACUGGGCGUCCUGCGUUCAUAACCACCUAGUUCAAAGUCUAAAUAGUUCAAAGAAGAAGAUAAUGUCUGGAAAAAUAAAGCAUCAACUCAGUCUUAGUGGCAACGUGGCUUGUUUGCAGUUAAAUCUUGAUUGGUAUGUAAGUCGUAUCGAUCGUAAUGAUGCUGAACUGCGUGUUGCAUUGGGUAUUGAUGACAUUGGGUUGUCUAAAGGUGUAGAAUCAAAGGCAAAUGCAUCAAUGAUUGAAGAAUCAGAUGAGGAAAGCACNGACACUUGCACGUGGCUAGCAGAUGCUGAUGUGAUAUUGAAGAAGACCAAUUNUGAAAUAGCGUCUAUNCAUCGUGAGAUUUCUAGGCUAACGAAGGAGGUAAUGGACCUUCGUCAAUUUCCAAUGCAAAACGAAGAAGGUAGAUUCGGUGAACCUGGAGAAGGAGUUGGCGCAGGUGACGAAGAUGUCGAUGUUGGAGAGGAUGACCACCCUUUAGGGGAAGAAGUACCGGCAGGUGGGGAUGAAGAAGGAGUUGGGGCAGGUGACGAAGAUGUGGUUGUUGGAGAGGAUGACCACCCUUUAGGGGAAGAAGUACCGGCAGGCAACUGA
Molecule: messenger RNA, 996 nt
Organism: Vigna radiata var. radiata (mung bean)
Lineage: Eukaryota; Viridiplantae; Streptophyta; Magnoliopsida; Fabales; Fabaceae
Exons: 3
Coding region: 1-996 (331 amino acids)
Source: RefSeq, a predicted model, not a curated record